CCUGCGCUAAGAUGUCCACACAAGAAUAAAGGCAUACACGAUAGCAAUAAAUGGUCAGAAGGUGUCGGACAAGCUACCUGGGAAUGUUCUUCAGAUUGUGGAUGUUCAUAUCUAACAAGUAGCUCAGACUUGUUUUCUGCAAAGUAGACAAACUUCAUAUGCAUGACUGAACUUCCAGAGUGCCCAGAAACACCAAAAGCAACCCAGGACAGAAGAAGUUUCUUCGAGAAGCUCGCCGACCCAUCUAGGGAAGAACGCCCGGUCUGCACGAGGAGGUGGGAUAAGCAGCACGCACGAGACAUCUCGGAGGCCCCUUUGCACAUCAAGCUGCAACAGUUUGCAUCACUGCAGGACGAUGCAAACCUUCCUCAAAUCGCUGGACCACCACAAGUCCGCAAGAAGCUGGUCCAACGCAGGGCUGAACAGUUCGAGCUCUUGGCACAGUGUGAGAUCACAGCAGUGAUGCGCACAACACCCAGUCCUGAGAUUGUCAAGAGAAGGCGUGUUGCCCUUCAAGAGAGGAUCAAGGCUGAACGUUGAACACAAAGCCUAGGCAACAGAAUAGCGAUACUUUAACGGCGCUUGGCAGAACCUUGAGAGCAGUCACAAUGCAGGCUGCACAGCCAGCCACAGUGCCUCUCACGGACCAGCUGCAAUCACAGAGAAAAUAAUUGCUAGGGAUCAAAUUCUCUGUAAGGUACCUAAUUAGGUUUUAUUCAAUUUUCAAUUACAACUCACAACAAACCUGGUUGAACAAACGUGAUCUCAAUUGCACCUCCAGGGCAAUGCGCCUUUGAAUAAAUGUAUGCACAUGUAAGAGCAGAUACGUAU
Messenger RNA from Coccomyxa subellipsoidea C-169, 831 nucleotides. RefSeq lists its product as hypothetical. The coding region runs from base 163 to 540 and encodes 125 amino acids. NCBI's taxonomy places the organism in Eukaryota, Viridiplantae, Chlorophyta, Trebouxiophyceae, Coccomyxaceae. The record is from RefSeq and is a predicted model, not a curated record. The transcript is spliced from 4 exons.